CCAGGUUUCCCAGAACAAACCAACUUCUUCCUCUUCUCUCCCCGUCUCUCCUAUUGCUUACCAUUUCGUCUUCAGUCUACCUUCAAGCGCUCCCACAGCCACCGUCCUUACCUAAUCACUUAUCGAUAAGCACGCGUCCAAAAGACGCGAUCGACUACAGAAUGUCACUCCCUCACGACCAGGCCAUGGCUCCCCUGGGUGAUUUCCCGCAUCGGACACCCAAGCCGUUGCCUUUCGAAUUGGUGCAACAUACUGGCAUUUUCUUCGAGGAACACCUCUACACACGAGCCUUGGAAAUUUUGUUCAACACCCUCGCCUCGGGGACCUACGCUUCAAAUACAGUCCUGAUCCCCCUGCCACAGCAUCUGGCCGUUGCAGCGACAAUUCUCGUUCAUCCGUCUACAACCACUCGUGCCCAGACCACCAAUGAAAAAGAUGCGCCGGAUGUUGCACUAAGGCUACUACGACUUUUCUGCGCCCAGGUUAACCCUAUAGAAGCAAAGCUCAAUAUUGCUUUUAGUUUCACACGUUCCAAGCUUUCGCGAUCAGGACGAAGAUAUUACGAGGAACAUGAUCCGACUAGCGAACUUCGCCAUGACGAGACGAAACCGUUGAACCUGGCAUUGGGUACGACGGAGUCCUUGUGGUCUCGCGCGGAAGACUUCUGGCAUGCCGUCGGAUGGGCAUUCAAUUGUUCUGUGCUUUAUCCGGAACGCUGGGACCGCUGGCAGAUUUGGUUGCAGUUCAUGUGUGAAGUACUGAUAGAUGACUGGUCGCAACGAGAGAAGGAAUACAUCGCAAAGCAAGAACAACGCAGGAGUGGCUCCCAAAAUAUUUCACCCGGGGGAAACCGAGGGGCAACCACUCCGGAAGAUGAUCUGAAUAUUCUUCGGCAAAGUUUGAUCUUCCAGUAUAUUGCUGCUGAUGCGAGGAAUGUGAAUACUCGCCGAAUUAUCAAGUCCAUCUUUGCAGACGGGAGUACCGCCUCCUUGAAUCAGUUUCGCGAGGUCUUUGAGAAGGAGCUCGCGAUCUCCAAGCCCAAGAAACACGCUACAAAACCAAUGAAGCGAGAUCGUGAGGUCAAUAUUGAUAGAGACCAAUACGGUGACUACUUGGAUGAGGAUUCGGAGGAUGACUCUGCCUCUGGUCCGAGCAAGUCACAGUCCCGUGCAUCUACGCCGUUGGAAAACACGCCGAGUGUUCGACGCUCGAAACGGACCAGACGAGGCACCCGGAACGCGUCAGACCCGACCGGUGCAGAGCCAGCUCGAGAAAAUGCUGAUGCCGGCCAGGCCCACCUCACACACCAUGGUGGCGGUGUGUCUCAAAUGGGCGGCCUCGACUCUCUUGCACUGCGUAAGAGAUUGCUCGGCAUCCUGUCGAGAGUAUCCGAGCAACUACCACAAGAUUUCAUCGAACUUGGUGAUCUCUAUCAACUCUUCGUUGACCAAAUCCGGCAUCAACCCCUGCCGAUUUUCCAAGCCUUUGUAAAUCCACUUGUGCUUCCCGAGCUCGACGACGAAGCGCAGACUACUCUAUGCGAGUUUUUGCUAUUCAACAUGAUCCAAAGUGGCGCCCCAACGUCAUUAGAGGACCGACUCACCGUUACAAAGUUGGAACAAUGCUUCCUUCCCUAUGGGACGGCCACAGCCAGUGUCGCCGACAAUGCCAAAUUCUCCCUGAUUCUCGAAUCGUUGGUUACGUUGCUGGCAUGCCGAGGCUGGAUCAAACAAACGCCAUCGUUGAGAGAGGCGGUUGAUACGGGGAUCGAACAUCGAGUCCAGCGGGCACAAUCAGAAUCACGUCGAGGCCAGGCUAGCCGGGACAAGGAGGCACUUGAGGGGUGCUGGCUGCAGGAAAGUGGAGAUAGACUGAGAUAUCUCAUCGAGCUUCUUCCAGAAGAGUAACUGUAAAACUCUCGGCACGGCAACUGGCUGGAAUCAUGAUAAAUACGAUGGCAAUGACUUUAAUGAUGCAUACUCGAGUUUCGCAACUGUUAAUAUAAUUACUGGUUUUACUGGUCAGCCCAACACUCGCUCUAUAAAAUUACACGGAGGAUAUAUAUAGGGACCUGUGAAAUUGAGGCCGAAAAUGACAACCUCUGGCGCCAGAAACGGCCGCCUUUC
This is a messenger RNA of Penicillium brasilianum, 2126 nucleotides long. NCBI's taxonomy places the organism in Eukaryota, Fungi, Ascomycota, Eurotiomycetes, Eurotiales, Aspergillaceae. The record is from the annotation of a GenBank genome assembly.